AUGAAAUUCAGCCCCUGCAUAUUUGCUACUUUCAUGAUCUGUUUGGCUGUCGUGAAUUGUAACUGGACUCGGUGUUUGCACAUACCGGAAUCGAAUACUGUUGAUUGUUCCGGAAGGCAUUUUUUUAAAAUCUCUCACACAGCUCGCUUGAAUGCUCCAAGAUCUGAAUUUUAUCCAAAUGCAAUUGGUGGUCGAGUGCGCGUUUUAAAUCUCAGUAGAAAUGCGUUCAGAUCGAUCAAUUUCAGCUCAUUCUCAGCACUUAGACAUCCGGAAGCCCUUGAGAUACUUUUGCUAAAUGAUAAUCAAAUACAUUCACUAAAUCGCUCAUCGUUUGCUGAACUAAAAUCACUGGAGAAAAUAAAUUUGGACUCAAAUCCGCUUUCCUCGUUUCCGGAUCGAACUUUCUCUCCGCUUACUAAACUGCGCGAUAUUAGUAUAAUGUCCAAGCAGCUAUCAUGCGACUGUCAGAUCGCCGAUCUUCUUCGCUUCGUCAAUAGGAAUAAGCAGAUGAGAGUAUCGAAUAGGACAGUCUGUGUAUUUCCACGUUCACUGCGAGGCAUGCAGAUUGCUGGUUUGGAUGCAAAGGUGCUGAAAAGAAGUUGCGGGAAAGGUGAAUUCAAUCCUGGUGUGUUCGAAAUGGAGCCGGCCUCAAGCUCUCUGAUUGUGUAUCCUGGUGGAAAAAAUAAUAUCACAUGCAAAGUGUCGAAUUUCGAAAAUGUUUAUAUGGAAUGGCUGAAAAACAAUGUGCCGGUGAAUGAUAACUCUCGGAUACGUAUCACACGGUACAACGACACUCAUUUCUUGUAA
Messenger RNA from Gongylonema pulchrum, 807 nucleotides. The record is from the annotation of a GenBank genome assembly. NCBI's taxonomy places the organism in Eukaryota, Metazoa, Nematoda, Chromadorea, Rhabditida, Gongylonematidae.